ACGAUAAGUGGUUAACAAUAAUAUCUCAACGAAACUGCAAGUCAUAAAGAACAGUUCGUGUUAAAAAUUAAAUUCAGUUAAGCCAUUUCAACGAUGGGUGUUUAAAUAUUACAGAGUUAUUUUUACACUCGUUACUGGCAGUCACUCUCUAGAGUUAUACACAAACAGUGCCGUCAGUUAAAAUGGCCAAUCAGAGUGCGGAAAAUAUAAAUUUGACCCAAUUGGGAGCAGUUGAAGUUUUGCAAGUUUUCAAGACGCCUUGGCUGUUGGGGAUUGCAGUGUCUACGGCUUGUUUGAUAUUGCAGUUGCUCGUGUUGAUUCUGAUUCCAAAUGCGAGAAAAUAUGACGAAAAAGUGUUGGUUCAACUAACCAUUGCGAGGAUUGUGAAUACGGCGUGCGAAUUUCAGAUCUCAUACGAGAAUUUGGAACCAGGAUUAUUAAACGAUGUGGUGUACGGAUUAUAUUUUCAGUCGGACUUCGCUUUAGUCUCCUGGAUGUUUAUUUUCACGAAGAAUUUAUAUGACAAAGUGGUUUUGGUGUUUGUUUACGAGAAAAUAAGAUUACGUAUUGUUUCAUGUUUAGUUUGGUUCCUGACGUUGCCGGUUGGAGUUUUAUGUCCAGUCUUGUUAACAUAUUACAAACAAUACUGGAAUAUUUUCUACAAAUCUUAUUCUCAGGUUAAAUUUUUUAUGUUGCUUUUGAACGCAUUGAUUUUUAUAGAGAUAUUUCACGUUGCGUGUAAAAUAGGUGUUGAUAGGACGAAAAAUGUUAAGCAUUUAGUAAAGACUUCCGUGAUCGCUUUUAUAUUAGUGUGCAUUACUAGUGCACAAGUUUUAAUAACGGAUCUACUUUCGUAUUAUUUCAUAGUUGGCCACGAGGAUAUCAUUUUUACAUUUUGUGUUGUAAAUUCGUUUCAAACAUUUGCUAUAACCAUCAUAUUUAUCAUUUUAGCUGGAAAGAAACUAAAAACGGAUUCUUUACUCAUAGUAAUAUUAUUUGAAUUAAAAAAACUUUUGUCGACAAGUUAGCUGAUAUAAAUUCGUGUCCAGAUUCUAAUCAGUAGUCGUACCACGAGUCACUGACAGUGUC
Cydia amplana is the source of this 1089-nucleotide messenger RNA. RefSeq lists its product as uncharacterized. The transcript has a single exon. The coding region runs from base 183 to 1028 and encodes 281 amino acids. NCBI's taxonomy places the organism in Eukaryota, Metazoa, Arthropoda, Insecta, Lepidoptera, Tortricidae. The record is from RefSeq and is a predicted model, not a curated record.